UUAAGUGUGGUAUAUUAAUCCUUCCAACGCCGUGUCAAUCGUACAAGGCGAUAUAGCAUCACAUAUUCGGAUGAUGCGACGCUGAACGUGUUAAAUUAGAUACAUUGUUGUAGUUCGCUGCGCGUUCAGUUAUGGAAAGGGAGUUCCAUGUAGUAACAGCCCGUGCAAUAUUUGCAUACCUUUACGACCAUGAUAUGUACAAACUGGCGCAGGAGUUCUGCAUGACUAAUCCGUAUUUGGAGCCGGAUCGUCAUUUGAUGAAGGAGGGCAAAUUUCCGGUAAACGUUGGACAGAAACCGCUUCAGAACGUGAUGCAGGAGUUCAUCAUGAUGGAAUCGAUACUAUUGCAGCUAGUGAAUCUUUUCAGCAGUGCGGUAAGUUUUCCGGACACCAGUUCCAUCUUGGAACUGGCAGAACAUUUGAUCAAGGUGGUUAAAUCUUCCGGAACGGGACAGGUACUGAAAGAGGUCAUUUCCACGCUUCCGGUCUGUACCGAUUGGAGUGAGACACAGCCAUCUACUGCGCAGCCGGCACCGACUCCGAUUCCACGGACUGUUGUGGAAAACGCAAGCACGGGACCAAGUAUGCCAGAUAUAUCGUUUUCAGCCGAUAACCUGUUUGACCAUGAUCUCAUCAUUACGGCGUCGGAUAUGAGCUUCAUUGAAACAAUAACGCGCUGUGUAGAGCCGGAUAACAUGCCCGUUGUAAUGGAGAACACGGAGAUAAACGGACAACCGAUCGAAGCUGUUAAAAUUAGUGGCGUCAUCCCUGUUGAAAACGUAACACCUGUGAGUGGCAUGCAAUCAAACCUAUCUUCCACAUCAACCUCCGCUUCAACGAGCGUCGUGAUGACAUCUCCACAUCAAAUUAACCAACCAAACAAACAGGCGCAACAUGUUACGUUGCAGGUGGCACGUGAAAACGUACCAACGACAACGAAUCCACCACCACAGAUCGUCAGCAACCAACAGGUACCCAAUGUGCCGAAACAGCACACCGAAAAGGUACCGGCAAUGGCCAGUGCGACACGAUCGAAUGCAACACCGCUGGACCAUCCGAUCGUUCCCGGCACAGUCAGUUCCCGUUCGACCUCAAGCCGCAAACAGUCGCACAUCCGCAUACUGGACUUUGGCACACCGCCAUACAAACGUGGCAGUCAAUCGAGCUACGGUCCGUCUCGGGUGAUACCGUCACCAGCCCUGGGCGUGCCUCAACAGACCGUCGCAGUGCCAGAACAGGCGGUUUCAGUGCCGAAGCUAACACCAUCGACUAGUGCAGCUGUCAGAAACUUGGCGCCGGUGCCAACCGCCAACGAAGAAUCCAAACCAAAGAAAAUGAUCGUCAAGCGACGACUACAGCUGCGCGGGAUGCGAAAACGAAUGAAACGAAUCGCUGUCCCCAGGCUUUCCGUCAAAGAACAGCGCAGAAAGGCAGUACUAAAGAAUAAAACCGUUUCACCGGUCAAUAUGCAUCAGAAACUCGACACCACCAACCCAUCAUUAAACAGUUUCAAAAGUGAUCGAAAUAAUGUACAAACGAACGAGAACGCAUAUACCUCGACGCCCGCACCCACCAUCAGCUUGUCACCAGGGAAAGCGUUACGGCCACUCUCAGCAUCACCGCCCCCGACCAUUAUACCCGGUUCGCCCGCCUGUCCGGUCGAUCCGUUUGCCAUCUGUCCGAUGACGCCACGCUUCCUUACCCGUCCACUGCAGUCGCUGUGCAUGCUGUCGCCGCUGUUCGAAAGGCUCGACGCGAGUGCAAUCAGCCAGAUCAAAUCAAUCAGCCAUACGAAACGGUCCAGCGACAUCAAUACACCCGCGUAUCCAAUAACGCCCGGCAAUACCAUCACGCCGUCACCGCCGCCGGAUAGUGUACCGUACUAUGAAAACGAAUCCGGUGCAGUUGACAGCGCACGUAAGUCGGUCGACACGGACAGUGAGUCGUCCGUUGCAUCUAAAUCACAGCUAACGCUUACGGCCAGUGAGUGCAGCAAAGAGAUAGCGAUCACGUACGUAGAGCGCGAACGAAUGCCACCAGCGGUGAAGAACGACCACAAGUUCGACGAACAGCUCUCGGCACGUAUCGAGAUUGACAAUGGUAACCGUACGUUUCAGAUUGCGGUUACACCGAUCAUUACAUUGUAUGAAUAUUUUCCGUAGAAAAGCCUGUAUGACGCACUGUGUAUACAGUCAUUUCCCGAGUUACUCAGCUCUCAAAUUUAUUACAGUUCAUGUAAUUUUGUUUGUAUGUGUAAUUUUGAAUUUGCUAUUAGUUAAAGUUCAAAUUUUCCCAAAAACAUGUUACAUUUUAAUGUUAUAAACAUACAUUUUGAUAGAAAUUUGCUCUAAUUGUCGAAACUAUCUAUGCGCUUCGUAUCGUAAAAAGAAGAAAUCGAUCCCUGGAUGCAUAAUAUAAACAAUAUUAUAAAGAGAAUUCGAGAGUUACGUGAAUUUCUUUGGCACGCAUUAUUCGCGUAACUCGGGAAAAGAUUGUUUAUGCAAGUAGGUUUAAUAAUUAAUUAAGAAAUGCGCCGGUGUUUACGCGACAGGAACUUUUCCAUAUCCCGUCCGGAUAUUUCCGUCUUACUAUCCGGCUUAUGUGGUAAAAUAAGCCACAAAAGGCAGAUAUCGCCAAAAAAGAAGAACAAGUUCAAUCACAUGUGCCUGCUUGCACAAAGCAUUUUGUGUUUCACAUGACUGAUGCUUAACAUGUAAAGAAGUGUUAUUACAAGGUUUUACAAUAUAAUACGAUACAAUACGGUGAGCACAACUUACUGAAUCGCGCUAACGAAAAAGAUGGACCGGAAGAUUGACUAU
Molecule: messenger RNA, 2819 nt
Organism: Anopheles moucheti
Lineage: Eukaryota; Metazoa; Arthropoda; Insecta; Diptera; Culicidae
Exons: 4
Coding region: 132-2162 (676 amino acids)
Source: RefSeq, a predicted model, not a curated record